Microcebus murinus (gray mouse lemur) is the source of this 5436-nucleotide messenger RNA. RefSeq names its product nuclear receptor coactivator 3 (gene NCOA3). The record is from RefSeq and is a predicted model, not a curated record. Gene Ontology annotation, cellular component: nucleus. Gene Ontology annotation, biological process: positive regulation of transcription by RNA polymerase II; cellular response to hormone stimulus. Gene Ontology annotation, molecular function: nuclear receptor binding; protein dimerization activity. NCBI's taxonomy places the organism in Eukaryota, Metazoa, Chordata, Mammalia, Primates, Cheirogaleidae.
AUAUCCCAGAGGCCCCCGCGCCGCGGCUCCAGCGGCUGCCGCCUCGGCUCCUCCACAGCGACGGCGGCGGCCGCGGCUGAGACGGUGGCGGCGGCGCCGGCGGCUGCGGGCUGAGCGGCGAGUUUCCGAUUUAAAGCUGAGCUGCGAGGAAAAUGGCGGCGGGCGGAUCAAAAUACUUGAUGAACAGUGGACUCAGAGACCAAUAAAAAUAAACUACUUGAACAUCGUUUGACUGGCUAGCCAGUUGCUGAUGUAUAUUCAAGAUGAGUGGAUUAGGAGAAAACUCCUUGGAUCCACUGGCCACUGAUUCACGAAAACGCAAAUUGCCAUGUGAUACUCCAGGACAAGGUCUUACCUGCAGUGGUGAAAAGAGGAGACGGGAGCAGGAGAGUAAAUACAUUGAAGAAUUGGCUGAACUGAUAUCUGCUAAUCUUAGUGAUAUCGACAAUUUCAAUGUCAAACCAGAUAAAUGUGCGAUUUUAAAGGAAACAGUAAGACAGAUACGUCAGAUAAAAGAGCAAGGGAAAGCUAUUUCCAAUGAUGACGAUGUUCAGAAAGCUGAUGUAUCUUCUACAGGACAGGGAGUUAUUGAUAAAGACUCCUUAGGACCACUUUUACUUCAGGCUUUGGAUGGUUUCCUGUUUGUGGUGAAUCGAGAUGGGAACAUUGUAUUUGUGUCAGAAAAUGUGACACAAUACCUGCAAUAUAAGCAGGAGGACCUGGUUAACACAAGUGUCUACAAUAUCUUGCAUGAAGAAGACAGAAAGGAUUUCCUUAAAAACUUACCAAAAUCUACAGUUAAUGGAGUUUCCUGGACAAAUGAGACGCAGAGACAAAAAAGCCAUACAUUCAAUUGCCGUAUGUUGAUGAAAACACAUGAUAUGCUGGAAGACAUAAACACCAGUCCUGAAAUACGCCAGAGAUAUGAAACAAUGCAGUGCUUUGCCUUGUCUCAGCCACGAGCUAUGAUGGAGGAAGGGGAAGAUUUGCAAUCCUGUAUGAUCUGUGUGGCACGCCGCAUUACUACAGGUGAAAGAGCAUUUCCAUCAAAUCCUGAGAGCUUUAUUACUAGACACGACCUUUCAGGAAAGGUUGUCAAUAUAGAUACAAAUUCACUGAGAUCAUCCAUGAGGCCUGGCUUUGAAGAUAUAAUCCGAAGGUGUAUUCAAAGAUUUUUUAGUCUUAAUGAUGGGCAGUCAUGGUCCCAGAAACGUCACUAUCAAGAAGCUUACAUCCAUGGCCAUGCAGAAACCCCAUUGUAUCGAUUCUCGUUGGCUGAUGGCACUAUAGUGACGGCACAAACAAAAAGCAAACUCUUCCGAAAUCCCGUAACAAAUGAUCGUCAUGGCUUUGUCUCAACUCAUUUUCUUCAGAGAGAACAAAAUGGGUAUAGACCAAACCCAAAUCCUGUUGGACAAGGCAUUAGACCUCCUGCAGCUGGAUGCAGUAAUUCAGUAGGUGGCAUGAGCAUGUCGCCAAACCAAGGCUUACAGAUGCUAAGCAACAGGGCCUAUGGCAUGGCAGAUCCCAGCACCACAGGGCAGAUGAGUGGAACUAGGUAUGGGGGCUCCAGUAACAUAGCUUCACUGACUCCUGGGCCAGGCAUGCAGUCACCAUCUUCCUACCAGAACAACAGCUAUGGGCUCAGCAUGAGUAGUCCCCCACAUGGGAGUCCUGGUCUUGGCUCCAACCAGCAGAAUAUCAUGAUUUCUCCUCGUAAUCGAGGGAGUCCAAAGAUGGCUUCACAUCAGUUUUCUCCUGUUGCAGGUGUGCACUCUCCCAUGGGAUCUUCUGGUACUACUGGGAGCCACAACUUUUCCAGCAGCUCUCUCAGUGCCCUGCAAGCCAUCAGUGAGGGCGUGGGGACUUCUCUUUUAUCUACUCUGUCAUCACCAGGCCCCAAAUUGGAUAACUCUCCCAAUAUGAAUAUAACUCAACCAAGUAAAGUAAGCAGUCAGGAUUCUAAGAGUCCUCUAGGCUUGUACUGUGACCAAAAUCCAGUGGAGAGUUCAAUGUGUCAGUCAAAUAGCAGGGAUCACCUCAGUGACAAAGAAAGUAAGGAGAGCAGUGUUGAAGGGUCAGAGAAUCAAAGGGGUCCUUUGGAAAGCAAAGGUCACAAAAAAUUACUACAGUUACUUACCUGUUCUUCUGAUGACCGGGGUCAUUCCUCCUUGACCAAUUCCCCACUGGAUUCAAGUUGUAAAGACUCUUCCAUUAGUGUCACCAGCCCCUCUGGAGUCUCCUCAUCGACAUCUGGAGGAGUGUCCUCCACAUCCAAUGUGCACGGGUCACUGUUGCAAGAGAAGCAUCGCAUUUUGCACAAGUUGCUGCAGAAUGGGAAUUCGCCAGCUGAAGUAGCCAAGAUUACUGCAGAAGCCACUGGGAAAGACACGAGCAGUACAACUUCUUGUGGGGAAGGAAAUGUCAAGCAGGAGCAGCUAAGUCCUAAGAAGAAGGAGAAUAAUGCACUUCUUAGAUAUCUACUGGACAGGGAUGAUCCUAGUGAUACGCUUUCUAAAGAACUACAGCCCCAAGUGGAAGGAGUGGAUAAUAAAAUGAGUCAGUGUAGCAGUUCCACCAUUCCUAGCUCAAGUCAAGAGAAAGACCCUAAAAUUAAGACGGAAACAAGUGAAGAGGGAUCUGGAGACUUGGACAAUCUAGAUGCUAUUCUUGGUGAUCUGACUAGUUCUGACUUUUACAAUAAUUCCAUAUCCACAAAUGGUAGUCAUCUGGGGAGCAAGCAACAAAUAUUUCAAGGAAGUAAUUCGCUGGCAGGUCUGAGAAGUCCACAGUCUGUGCAGUCCAUUCGUCCUCCAUAUAACCGAGCAGUGUCUCUAGAUAGCCCUGUUUCUGUUGGCUCCAGUCCUCCAGUAAAGAAUAUUAGUGCUUUCCCCAUGGUAACAAAGCAACCCAUGUUGGGUGGGAAUCCAAGAAUGAUGGAUAGUCAAGAAAAUUAUGGCUCCAAUAUGGGUGGACCAAAUAGAAACGUGGCUUUGCACCAGACUCCUUCUACAGAAGACUGGGGCUUGCCAAACUCGAAGGCCAGCAGAAUGGAACCUAUGAAUUCAAACUCCAUGGGAAGACCAGGAGGAGAUUAUAAUGUGUCUUUACCCAGACCUGCAGUGGGUAGCUCCAUGCCUACCUUGCCUCUUCGGUCUAAUAGCAUACCGGGUGCAAGACCAAUGUUGCAGCAGCAGCAGCAGCAGCAGCAGCAACAGCAGCAGCAGCAGCAGCUGCUUCAAAUGAGGCAUGGUGAGAUUCCCAUGGGAAUGGGGAUCAAUCCCUAUGGCCAAGCAGCAGCAUCUAACCAACCGGGUUCCUGGCCAGAUGGCAUGUUGUCUAUGGAAGGUCCUCACGGGACUCAAAAUAGGCCCAUUCUUAGAAAUUCCCUGGAUGAUCUUGUUGGGCCACCUUCUAACCUGGAAGGCCAGAGUGAUGAAAGGGCAUUAUUGGACCAGCUGCACACUCUUCUGAGUAACACAGAUGCCACAGGACUGGAAGAAAUUGACAGAGCUUUGGGCAUUCCUGAACUUGUAAAUCAGGGACAGGCUUUGGAGCCCAAACAGGAUGCUUUCCAAGGCCAAGAAGCAGCAGUAAUGAUGGAUCAGAAGGCAGCAUUAUAUGGACAAACCUACCCAGCACAGGGGCCUCCAAUGCAAGGAGGCUUUAAUCUUCAGGGACAAUCACCAUCUUUUAACUCUAUGAUGAAUCAGAUGAACCAGCAAGGCAAUUUUCCCCUUCAAGGAAUGCACCCUAGGGCCAACGUCAUGAGGCCUCGGACAAACACCCCCAAGCAACUUAGAAUGCAGCUUCAGCAAAGGCUGCAGGGCCAGCAGUUUUUGAAUCAGAGCCGGCAGGCACUUGAAAUGAAAAUGGAAAACCCUACCACCGGUGGUGCCGCAGUGAUGAGGCCCAUGAUGCAGCCCCAGGUGAGCUCCCAGCAGGGUUUUCUUAAUGCCCAGAUGGUUGCCCAACGCAGCAGAGAGCUGCUGAGCCAUCACUUCCGACAGCAGAGGGUGGCGAUGAUGAUGCAGCAACAGCAGCAGCAACAGCAGCAGCAACAGCAGCAGCAGCAGCAGCAGACGACCCAGGCCUUCAGCCCACCCCCUAACGUGACUGCUUCUCCCAGCAUGGAUGGGGUUUUGGCCGGACCUGCAAUGCCACAGGCUCCCCCACAGCAGUUCCCAUAUCCUCCAAGUUAUGGAAUGGGGCAACCACCAGAUCCAGCCUUCGGUCGAGUGUCUAGUCCUCCUAACACAAUGAUGUCUUCAAGAAUGGGCCCCUCCCAGAACCCCAUGGUGCAGCACCCUCAGGCUGCGCCCAUGUAUCAGCCCUCAGACAUGAAGGGCUGGCCGUCAGGAAACUUGGCCAGGAACAGCUCCUUUUCCCAGCAGCAGUUUGCCCACCAGGGGAAUCCUGCAGUAUAUAGCAUGGUGCACAUGAAUGGCAGCAGUGCUCACAUGGGACAGAUGAACAUGAACUCCAUGCCCAUGUCUGGCAUGCCCAUGGGUCCUGAUCAGAAAUACUGCUGACAUCUCUGCACCAGGAGGACCUCUAAGGAAAUCACUGUACAAAUGACACUGCACUAGGAUUAUUGGGAAGGAAAAGAAUCACUGUUGUAGGCAUCCCACUUUGAAGAAAGCACCAGCUUUGAUCUCUGCUAAGGGUAUUCUACGUGAUGUCAUUUGAGCAGGACUGGAUUUUAAGCUGAAGCGCAAUAUCUACCUGUUUUUUUCCCUUCUCCUCCUGUGUAUCAUGGUAUUCAAAACAAAUAUUUUUGGCAUUCCGCCCCCUAGGGAUGUGAUUCUGGCUGGAGAUAUGGAGUGUUACUGAUCACAAAACUUUCCUGUGACACUUUUUUCUGCCUUACUAGCCAAAGUCUUUCACAUAAAUUUGGUGGUGGUGGUGGGGGGUGGUGGCGGCAGAGAACAUUGGAGAAAUCAAGGGAAAUUAGAACAUCUGGUUUCUCUAGUUGCAGUAUUGGACAAAGAACAUAGUCCCAGUUUUCAAGUGUUUUUGUCACUACCAAGUAGUUCUGUGUUGACCCCUUGUCUGGUAGAAUUGGAAUUUCUGAAUUCUUAUCCAUUACUGAUGGUGUUGAGUUGCUCUGUCCCCAUUCUUUGUUGUCCUAGGCUUUCGACUAAUGAAGAUUUUCAUUUGCCUCUAAUGUCCUGUAAUACUUCACUUCCAGGAAUUGUUGAUUUCAAAUGGCUUUGCAGAAGGGAAAAUGAGAUGACAGUAUUUAAUUGCAGCAGUAGCAAAUUUUUCACAUGCUAAUGUGCAGCUUGAGUGCACUUUAUUUAAGAAGUAAUGGAUAAAUGCAAUAUUCUUGAGGUCUUGAGGAAUGAUAAAACACAUUCCUGGUUUUUGUCUACACUAAUCUGUUGGACAAAAGCUGUGUUUUUUUUUUUUUUUUUUUUUUUUAAGUACUGGUGU